This is a messenger RNA of Cololabis saira (Pacific saury), 1726 nucleotides long. RefSeq names its product ribonuclease inhibitor-like. Bases 165 to 1613 code for a protein of 482 amino acids. The record is from RefSeq and is a predicted model, not a curated record. The transcript is spliced from 10 exons. Gene Ontology annotation, molecular function: protein binding. Lineage: Eukaryota; Metazoa; Chordata; Actinopteri; Beloniformes; Belonidae.
UUAUAAGUGGAUCAUCAGACACCGAAACAUUCAUCUCCUGCCCAACCGCCAAUUAUCCAAUAAGGUACCGGUAUCUAACCUGGACAUUUAACCACAAAGAGUUCAUCCUGACACAGAGCGGAGAUGAAGGCCGGUACAUAACAGAGAGGUGGAAGCAGCACGUGAUGAAUGUAUCAAGGACAGGAAGUCUCACUCUGAAGGAUUUAUCUUCAGACCAGACAGGAACAUACAAAUGUGAACUCAGUGAUGAAGAGGAAACGUAUGUGAAAUACACCUUUCUUCACGUACACGUACCAAAAGACUGGACUGGAGUUAUUGUAGGAGUGGUGGUGGGUGUCCUGCUGGUGAUCUUGGUUUCUGGAGUCGUUGGUUACAAGCUACACAAAUACAGGAAAAGGGUGCAGGAACGCAGGAAAAGGAGGAAAGAAAGGGAGAGGAGGAAAAAAAUAGAAGAAGAGACGGUUCUGGUUCAGUUGGGCAUGGAGGAGCACGACUUAAGAGAAGGGGUUCGACAGAGACUCUUCUAUGAAGCUAUGAAGGACCGCAGAGAAGUUCAAUUCGUUGAUUGUGAACUCUCAGAGACUCACUAUGAAGUUAUUGCGUCCGCUCUGAAGUCCGACCCCUCUAAUCUAACAGAACUGGACCUGAGUCAGAGCCACCUGGAGGAUUCAGGAGUGAAGCUUCUGUCUGAUGGACUAGAGAGUCCAAACUGUAGACUGGAGACUCUGAGAUUGGAAAACUGCAGUUUGUCUGAGAUCAGCUGUUCUUCUCUGGGCUCAGCUCUGAAGUCCAACCCCUCCCAUCUGAAACAUCUGGAAGUGAGCAUGAACAAGAACCUGCAGGAUUCAGUGAAACAUCUGUGUGGAUUUCUGGAGAGUCCAGACUGCAGACUGGAGACUCUGAGAUUGGAGGACUGCAGUUUGUCAGAGAUCAGCUGUUCUUCUCUGGUCCCAUCUCUGAAGUCCAACCCCUCCCAUCUGAAACAUCUGAACCUGAGUGAGAACAACAACCUGCAGGAUUCAGGAGUGAAACAUCUGUGUGGAUUUCUGGAGAGUCCAGACUGCAGACUGGAGACUCUGAGAUUGGUGGACUGCAGUUUGUCAGAGAUCAGCUGUUCUUCUCUAGUAUCAGCUCUGAAGUCCAACCCCUCCCAUCUGAAACUUCUGGACCUGAGUGACAACAACCUGCAGGAUUCAGGAGUGGAACAUCUGUGUGGAUUUCUGGAGAGUCCAGACUGCAGACUGGAGACUCUGAGUUUGGAGAACUGCAGGUUGUCAGAGAUCAGCUGUUCUUCUCUGGUCUCAGCUCUGAAGUCCAACCCCACCCAUCUGGAACUUCUGGACCUAAGUGGGAACAAGCUGCAGGAUUCAGGAGUGAAACAUCUGUGUGGAUUUCUGGGGAGUCCAGACUGCAGACUGGAGACUCUGAGAUUGGAGAACUGCAGGUUGUCGAAGAUCAGCUGUUCUUCUCUGGUCUCAGCUCUGAAGUCCAACCCCUCCCAUCUGGAAAAUCUGCAUCUGACUAAGAAUAAGCUGCAGGAUCCAGGUGUGAAGCAGCUGUCUGAUCUGGUGGACAGUCCAGACUACAAGCUGCAGACUCUCAGCUGGAGAUAGUGAGAGUGACCAGGACGGAUGAGUCGUGUCCUGAUGGUCCAUGGAGGUUGAAGCAGCACCAGUUUGUGUGGACAGACUCUGACUGAACCGUGAUGGUGAUGGAGAUGAAGAUG